AUGCGCCAUAAAAUCACAAAAAUACCCUCCAACAGCUCUCACAAGGACACAAAAGGAGAUGUUUUACAGAAUGUCCUGGCUGCUGUUUCUCAGACCGUGAAAAUUUAUACUGACAAGAGAAAUCAUUUUGGUGUGGAGCGAAAUAUGCCCAAGCAGCUGGUGGAGAAGGUGGCAGGAGACAUCGCCAAACUGCUCAACAGGAAACGCAAAGCUCUGGAGAGAUUGGCUAGAGAAGCUGAAGACAUCCAACGAGAACAUUCAUGGCAAGAUGCAAUCAAAGAAAAUGACAUCCAGUACUACGACUCCAAAGCCGAAUCGGAUGUUCCGGAUGAUGAUGAUGGAGAAAACCUCUUGGAAAACCCGAACUCUCUUUCUUUGGAGUUUGUGGAUGAUCCCAACUUCAAGAACAAAGUCAACUACUCAUAUACAGCCGUACAGAUUCCUACUGACAUCUACAAAGGCUCUCCCACGAUCCUGAACGAGCUGAACUGGACUCAGUCUCUGGAGAGGGUCUUCAUUGAAAACAGUCGUGAGGAUCCUUCGCUGCGCUGGCAGGUGUUCGGCAGCGCCACCGGAGUCACCAGAUACUACCCAGCCACAAAGUGGAGAGCGCCCAACAAGAUUGACCUGUAUGAUGUGAGGAGACGCCCGUGGUAUAUUCAAGGAGCUUCUUCUCCCAAGGACAUGGUCAUCCUCGUGGACGUAAGCGGUAGUGUCAGUGGACUGACCCUGAAGCUAAUGAAAACCUCUGUCAUCGAGAUGCUGGACACACUUUCUGAUGACGACUACGUAAAUGUGGCUCGGUUCAAUGAGAAAGCGUACGCCGUGGUGCCGUGCUUCACAACGCUGGUCCAAGCCAACAUAAAAAACAAGAAGAUCUUCAAAGAGGCUGUGAUGAACAUGCAAGCGAAGGGGACGACAGACUACAAGACCGGCUUUCAGUUUGCCUUUGACCAGCUGUUAAAUGAGACCAGCGCUCCGAGAGCAAACUGCAAUAAGAUGAUAAUGAUGUUCACAGACGGUGGCGAGGACCGCGCUCAAGACAUCUUUGAGAAAUACAACUGGCCAAACAAAACAGUGAGAGUUUUCACGUUCUCAGUGGGGCAGCACAACUAUGACGUCACUCCUCUGCAGUGGAUCGCCUGUGCCAACAAGGGUUACUACUUUGAGAUCCCUUCCAUCGGAGCCAUAAGAAUCAACACACAGGAGUAUUUGGAUGUUCUUGGACGGCCAAUGGUGCUGGCAGGUGAACGGGCUAAACAAGUGCAGUGGACCAAUGUUUACCAGGAUGCUCUGGGUUUGGGGCUCGUCAUUACCGGCACAAUGCCAGUCUUCAAUCUCACCACUGACGGAGACUCCAGAAAUCAGUUGAAUCUUGGUGUCAUGGGUGUAGACAUCGCCCUCAAUGAAAUUAAAGAACUCACACCAAGAUAUAAGCUUGGAGCCAAUGGUUACACGUUUGCUAUAGAUCCCAAUGGCUAUGUGCUGCUGCACCCCAACCUACAGCCGAAGAUCAUUAACUUCAGAGAGCCGGUCACAUUGGACUUCUUGGAUGCUGAACUUCCAGAUCGCAACAAGGAGGAGAUCCGCCGUCAAAUGAUUGAUGGCAGAGCAGGACAGAGGAGAAUCAGGACACUGGUGAAGUCUGUGGAUGAGCGUUACAUUGAUGAGGUCCAGAGGACAUACAUAUGGAGUCCAGUGGAGGGCACAGAUUACAGUCUCGGUUUAGUUCUGCCGUCCUACAGUGAAAACCACAUCAAGGCCAACCUGAGCGACCAGAUCCUCCAGGUCCAGUACGGAUCAGUCUUCAAGGAUUUUGAGUCUCUCCUGCCAAACACUUUUGAGUCAGAGGGACAUGUGUUCAUUGCCCCCAGGGAAUACUGCAAAGACCUGGAGCUGUCUAACAACAACACAGAGUUCCUGCUCAACUUCAUCGCUCUGAUGGAGAAGGUCACGCCAGACUCCAAACAAUGUGACAAUUUCUUGCUGCAUAAUCUGAUCUUGGACACGGGCAUCAUUAAAGAGCUGGUAGAUAAAGUCUGGAAGAACAAGGACCUCAACACGUACGGCUUUAUGGCGGUCUUUGCAGCCACAGAUGGAGGCGUCACUCGAGUUUUCCCUAAUAAGGCCUAUGAGACCUGGGAGGAAGAUCCAGAGCCGUUUAUUGCUAGUUAUUACCGUCGCAGUCUGGACAACAAGGGCUACGUGUUCAGAGCCCCCUACCGCACCGCCAAUGAUGAAUCCAUACUGAAUCCAGAGAACGACACCAUCGGCAUUCUGGUUAGCACUGCAGUGGAGGUGACCAUAGGAAACAAAAACCUGAAACCUGCAGUUCUGGGUGUGAAGCUUGAUCUUGAGGCAUGGACAGACAAAUUCAAGAUCCUGGCGAGCAACCACACCAACAGCAACCGACAGAGCUCUCAAACGUGUGGACCCACCAGUGGCUGUGAAAUGGACUGUGAAGCCAACAGUGAUGACUUGCUUUGCUAUCUGAUAGAUGACGGCGGCUUCCUCGUCAUGUCCAAUCAGAAAGACUACUUGAAUAAGAUCGGGAUGUUCUUCGGCGAGGUCGAUGCCACCCUCUUUUACGCCCUCUAUAACAACUCCUUCUACAAACGCAAGCAGUCUUACGACUAUCAGUCGGUGUGUGACCCGGUGCCCAGCAGCAACACAGGGGCCGCCCCGCGAGGAGUGUUUGUGCCUACUAUUGCUGAUGUGUUAAAUGUUGCCUGGUGGACGUCAGCAGCUGCCUGGUCACUGCUGCAACAGAUGCUGUAUGGGUUUGCCUAUCAGAGCUGGUUCAUGACAGAUGAGGUGGAUGCUGAAGGACUGGAGUCUAGAGCGACCAGCUGUGUGACCGUACAGACACAGUUUUACUUCAGUAACAUCAGCAGCUCCUACAACAUACUGCAGGACUGUGACAACUGCUCCAGGUUAAUUCAUGCUAGGAGAAUAAACAACACCAACCUGCUGUUUGUGGUGGCUGAAAAACUGUCCUGCGACUCCUGUGAAAUAGAGAAACUGUCUCAGGUGGAGACAGAAUAUAAAGAAACGAAUACAUGCGAGACAGUAGCCACAGCCCGGUAUAGAAAAGGAACCACGAGCUGUUUCGACUACAGUGUUUUAGAGAACACAUCAGACUGUGGGCGGGGUCACUCGUUCCGCCCCUCCCUCCUCACUUUACUCCUCCUUCAGCUCCUCCUCCUGUUUGUUCUGGCCCGCCCCUCUGUUUAACUCCAUCCUCCUGUCCUCCUCUCCCUCCUUCUCGUCUCCUUAAUUUCUCCUUUAUCUCCCCGUUGCUCUAGUCAUAAGUAAUAUAAAGGGACUUCCUCCUGCCCUUAUACGGAAGCCCAGUCGUACUGCUUCAUCCACUUAGCUUCACAGGUUGUUGCUUAGUGACCGUUGCAGAACAUUGUCGUCUCCUGCCAAUCAAGAGCAUUUGUGGGAGGAGUUUAAAGUGUCUUUACGAAAACAGGAAGCUAGCGAUGUGAACACCAACGGCCAUCUUGGACCAACGAAGAAAUGGUGGAAACUGACACGGACUGUUCCCUCCUGCCCUUGCGGCCGAAAGGGGGUCUGGUUUCGUUUGACUCCACCUCUAAAGGGGAAAGGUCAUCCUCAUCAUCCUCAUCUUCAUCCUGUAACCCGUGUCGCGAGGCUACGGGGCGUUCUGACGCCGUCUAGCUUCCGGUAAUAAGAAAAUAACCGAAUAAGAGCAGAACUUUAAGCGAUUCCCAAAAAAUAUCAAUAACAACAUGUGAGUAUUAAAAACAUGCCUCCAUAUAUUAGGGUAUUUAACGAGAAAGAGAAGACGAUAGAUGAUAUUUAUUCAAUUAUCUUUUGUUUAUUUAUGCACUAUAUCUACUUCUUGCCAAAACGAGACUUGUUGUGUGGUCUAAUUUUUCUAGCCAAAUUAGGAGGUAAGAAAACCACAGAAAAAGAAAGUAGAGAAAUUAAAGAGGUAUCACACCAUUCCUUCAUCAGUCACAAGGGCUUCAUAGAUUUAUUAUUUCUAUUGAUAUCACAACCCUGAUCCGAUUAGGUUAGGCUUUUUAUUUGUGUUUAUUAUUUUUAUCACAAGGUAAACUAUAUGAAUGCCUCAGUAAUAUAAUAUUUGCAGCUAAUAUGUAAUAGCAUGUGUGCAUUUUUAAAGGACCAGUUCACCUAAAAAUGUGUAAUUUAUUUUAUUUCAUU
This is a messenger RNA of Sinocyclocheilus grahami, 4194 nucleotides long. Its product is annotated as voltage-dependent calcium channel subunit alpha-2/delta-2-like. Lineage: Eukaryota; Metazoa; Chordata; Actinopteri; Cypriniformes; Cyprinidae. Gene Ontology annotation, cellular component: voltage-gated calcium channel complex. The transcript is spliced from 39 exons. Bases 1 to 3234 code for a protein of 1077 amino acids. The record is from RefSeq and is a predicted model, not a curated record. Gene Ontology annotation, molecular function: voltage-gated calcium channel activity.